Molecule: messenger RNA, 875 nt
Organism: Aegilops tauschii subsp. strangulata
Lineage: Eukaryota; Viridiplantae; Streptophyta; Magnoliopsida; Poales; Poaceae
Source: RefSeq, a predicted model, not a curated record
AUGGCGUUCCUCCUCCUCUACAUCGACGACAUCGUGCUCACCGCGUCCUCGUCACGCGUGCUUCACCAUGUCAUCCAGCGCCUCACAGGCGAAUUCGCCAUGAAGGACCUGGGCUCGCUCGCCUUCUUCCUCGGCAUCCGCGUCACCCGCACCCGAGCUGGCUUCUUCCUGUCGCAACAACAAUAUGCCAACGAACUCCUGGAACGCGCCGGCAUGGACACCUGCCGCCCUUCCCCGACACCCAUCGACACGAAGAGCAAACUCCCCUCAGCCGAUGGGCCCUGCGUCGACGACCCCUCGGCCUAUCGGAGCAUCGCCGGGGCCCUGCAGUACCUCACCAUCACGCGUCCAGAGAUCGCCUACGCCCGCGUGCUCCGGUACGUGAAGGGCACCUGCGCACUCGGGCUUCAUCUUCGCGCCUCGACCACGCUCGACGUCCGUGCGUUCACCGACGCGGACUGGGCCGGCUGCCCCGACACCCGACGCUCCACGUCGGGCUUCUGCGUCUUCCUCGGCGAUGCUCUCGUCUCCUGGUCCUCCAAGCGCCAGGCGACCGUAUCGCGCUCCGGCGCCGAAGCUGAAUACCGCGGCGUCGCCAACGCGGUCGUUGAAUGCAUCUGGCUCCGCCAGCUUCUCGGCGAGCUCUCCACUCCAGUGACCAAGGCGGCACUGGUGUACUGUGACAAUGUGUCCGCAGUCUACCUGUCAGCCAAUCCGGUGCAUCAUCGCCGCACUAAGCAUGUGGAGCUGGACAUCCAUUUCGUGUGGGAGCGCGUCGCCCUCGGCCACUUCCGUGUUCUACACAUCCCCACGCGCCAACAACUCGCGGACAUCAUGACCAAAGGCCUGCCAUCGGAUGUUUUCUCUGAGUUCCG